GCGAUUAUAAGCGUGCAUCGUUACCUCGCAACCGCCUCAGCAAGCUGCAAACCGUGAAGGGAGCUCUUGCGGCUCUUUUAAAGGUGGACCAAAGGCUCAAAGAUGGAGAAAUUUUUUCCACAUCCUCAUAUAUAUGUUGAAAGAACACUGGCAAUAAUAAAGCCUGACGUGAUUGAUAAAGCAGAGGAGAUUGAAGACAUUAUUCUGCGGGCCGGAUUUACAGUACUGCAGAAAAGAAAACUGCAGCUCAGUCCUGAACAGUGUAGUGACUUCUAUGCCGAUCAUUAUGGAAAACUGUUCUUCCCAAGCCUUACUGCCUUCAUGAGCUCCGGACCGGUGAUGACUAUGGUUCUUGCCAGAGACCAGGCAAUUUCACAUUGGAAAAUGCUUAUUGGACCAAAUGACAGCAUGAAAGCUAAAGAGUCGCAUCCAGAUAGUUUAAGGGCAGUCUAUGGGACCGAUGACUUGAAGAACGCUGUACAUGGCAGUGAUUGUUUAUCAUCAGCGGAAAGAGAAAUAAGGUUUAUGUUUCCAGACUCUGAGCUUGAAACCAUCCCUGUUGGCCAAGCGGCAACUGACUACCUUAACACAUUUGUUAACCCGACUCUGCUUAUUGGACUGACUGAGCUGUGCAAGCAGAAACCAGCAGACCCCAUCACCUGGUUUGCAGAUUGGCUUUUAGAAAACAACCCAAACAAACCAAAGGUUCGUGUCGGCCCAAUUUUGGAAGAAUCUACAUAACAAAUCUUCAUCUAAAAUGUCAUCCUUGUUGCUUUACAAGCACAUGUUCAAUUCAGUUUGAUUUUUUAUUGCACUCUUCACUGAGUGCAGACUCAAGAGUUCUGUAACAAGCGCUCAGGUGAAUUCAAUUACACACUUUAUAAAGUACUAAUUCCACACACACUUAGAGACACAGAUUUGUUCUUGGUCAUCAAUUCAUGUUCUCGUUCUACAACUGAAAUGCAUCACAAAGCUUUUUUGUAAUGUGUGAUAGUAGCAUGGGGAUGACAGCCUACCUGUGCCACACACACAAUACAGGGGGUCCUUGGGUUACGACACAGCUCACUUCCUACAAGAGUGAUGUUACCCGAAUUUUGGUGUAAGCUGAAACACACUCUAGCCUAAGUCACUUGCCUAUCUUAACACAUUUGCAAAAUCAUA
Molecule: messenger RNA, 1161 nt
Organism: Polypterus senegalus (gray bichir)
Lineage: Eukaryota; Metazoa; Chordata; Cladistia; Polypteriformes; Polypteridae
Gene: nme5
Product: NME/NM23 family member 5
Exons: 6
Coding region: 103-741 (212 amino acids)
Biological process (GO): GTP biosynthetic process; spermatid differentiation; negative regulation of oxidative stress-induced intrinsic apoptotic signaling pathway
Molecular function (GO): nucleoside diphosphate kinase activity
Source: RefSeq, a predicted model, not a curated record